GCGCUUUGCUUGCUGUGUGCGGCUGCACGCGCUCCAACACCUGCGGGAGGAUGCGUGAACCGCACGAGCAGAGCCGUUUGCUCCACAGCAGGCUGGAGACAUACCGCCGAUGCGCCGAGCUUCCAGCAGCGCCUCUGCCCGCCGAGCUUAACGUUUUUCCGCAGGAAACGUCAAACGGAGAGCCGCUGUGGCGCCGAUGGAGAAGGAAGGCUCCCUGCACGUCUACGGUUCACUGGAGCACACCGAAUGGAGCAGGCGCGCCAACAGAGCAGAGGAGGACGUGGUGUCCAUGGCAGACUCCACCAUCACUGUGGAUGACAUCGAGGGGGAGCUCUUCAAGAUUGAGAGAAUCCGGGACAUCCUGGUCAGGAGGGAGUCGGAGCUCAGAUACAUGAUGGAUGACAUCCAGCUGUGCAAAGAAAUCACUCGACUGAAGAAGGAGCUUCACAAACUGGUGUCUAUACCAGACAAUGACAAAUCCAAUGAAGACCGUCAGAGGGAAGACGAACUUCUGCAGCAGAUCCACAAGCUGGUGGAAACAAGAGAUUUCCUGGUGGACGAUGUUGAGUUUGAGCGACUCAGGGAGAAAGAAGAAGAUAAAGAAAUGGCAGAUUUUUUAAAGUCUAAAUUCCCAGGAAACAUGAAGAAAACAGCUGGUCCAUCCAGAAGAGCUCCAGCCAGGACUCAGCAAAACCCUUACACCAAGACGGGCCUCACCCUCCUGAAGGAGUGCUGUGGCUUCACCUGCUCCAUCAUGUAACAAAGUUAAGAGUGUGUCUGCAGGGCUCUCCAGCACUCACACAGCAUCUCACAGGGGAUUAGGUGAUUCCAUCCAUGAAGGACUCUUCAGAGAAACAGACAGAUCUGUCACACACCAGAUAAAAUGUCUUGGGGAAACUAAAAAGAAAAACAUUGCAGUAUUUCAUUUUCAUGUAUUGAUUUAUUUUCUUUACAUGUCUGUUUAUAAAUAUUAUAAAUAGUAUUUCCUCACCAGAUUUGAAAGAUUUAAAAAGUGGAGCAAAAGUCACAAACUCAGUAACUUCAAUAAAUCGCCAUCAUUAUCUCAUAACAUUUCUAACCAGUUUCUCUGUCAGCUUCUCAUUAGAAAGUCGCUGUUUGGCAGCAGUAAAGUGGCUCGGUCUAAACAUGGCUGGAACUUUAUAAUGAACUGGAGGGAGAUAACACUAAUCAGACUAAUUAGUGAGGAGAGCUGUUUGCACAAAGUUAUGCACAGUUUGUCUUCAGAUCUGAAUGGAUGUGACCUUUGGAAAAGUGGCUGUGUGUGAAGAACGAUGCAGGACUUCAUUAUCCAAAACUCUCCUUCACUGUCAACUCUUGAUGUUUUGAAGAAAUUCGGGGUUUUUCAGGGUUUGGUUAAUCCGACAUUUUUUGUUUUCUCAAGUAAAAUUUGUUUAAAAAGUUUCUAAAUCAGAUCUUUGCACAAAAGAAAUGGAUGAAAACACAAAGGUGACUCUCCAAAUCAAGAGACCACCCAGAAAAAUCUCCCCUUCAUCGUUUCACACUUCUACACGUGUUGGUUUAUUUACUGUCCAUAUUCAUUGCCUUAAUACGUACUUGAAGCAGGUGUUGGUUAAGCUUAUAUCAGACGGCGGUGCAGAAACAGAACAAGCUGGAGGAUGCGUUGAUGUAAUGGCGUCCUAAACUACGCUGCUGGUCUUUGCGUUGCAGAGACGAAUAGUUGCCAUACCAACCUUGUGUAACUUGGAUGGGUUUGAUUAUCAAACCAGAGGAAGAUGGGUUGGAAAAUAAUAUGCUGCUGUCAUUUUUGUCAUGUUUCCAUUCUGAAUUCACUUUAGAUUCUUUUUAAGAGCUGCAAUUGAGCAAAUUUAAACAUAGAAGUGUUUUUUUAAUGUUCAGCACAACAUGGUAAAUGUUUCUGUUCCUGAUUGUUGAUGCUUCAUACUUUCUUCUGGUUGUCCUUGACAUAAAUGCAGUCUUUUCAGUUCUGUCCUCGCUCUUUUUAUACUAGUUUGUGGUUUACUCAGCAACCACUCUUGAUGUGCUAAUGUAUCCUUGAGCAUGAAAUAAACUGAAGUGCCGUCUGUGACUGCAAAAAUCGAAGCUGCAUGUAAUAUGUUGCAUCUGAAGCUGCAUUUGAUUGUUUUUUGUUAGUUUUUUUUCAUUUUACAACAUUUUCGCAGAUCAAGUUUCCAGAAAAUAUUAGGUUUUCAACCACUUCCAUAUUCACAAAAUAAAAAUGGAGGGGUGAGACUCCAAUAUGCAGCUCCAACUAAAAAAAAACAACACAAAAUAUAAAUUAAAUGAAAGCAUACUGACCCUCAGGCACGGUGGUGUGAGGUAAUGAUUUGGGCUUGUUCUGUAGGAACACCUUUCCAGAGAGAUUAAAAAAAAGGCAAUAUUUUCGGAUAGCUGAGCCUCCCACAAUCAUGACUGUGGUGUUUUUAACAUGUUCUUAUGGCAUUUUUCUCAUGAUGGAGGACAUAUACAAAGAAAGUUAAGCUUAAAAAUGCAUUUCGGAGUUAUUAUUCAUUCAACUUAUUGUGAAUCAGGAGCAGAUGAAAAUAGGCAAUUGGAAAAAGCUUGUAGCUGUGACAAGCUAUUACGGCAAGCCACAAGCUCCCUGCUCUACUUCCUUCUGAUGAAUCCACUUAUAGACAACUAGAUCCGUGUACGUCUUUGUUUUCCUUAUGUGAUCUGGCAGAUGCUUGUGAGUAAACAGAUGGAUGAUGGGAAGGGGGUUGGCUUACUCUGCGCCAACAGUCCCACUCACAACUCAGAGGCGAAUUUCAAAUGAACCCUAAUGCUGCUCCACUAAAACUGUUUUCUUGAAAAUGAAAAAUGCCUCAAAAUGGCAUAUACAUAAUUAAAAGACCACUGGAAAUGUUUUUACAGCAGAUCAAAAGAUCCUCUGAGUUUAACUUUACCUAACUGGACACUUUUAUUUUGCUUUCAAACUGCCAUCUGAUUGUUUCCAUAGAAAAUGUAUUUUUUAAUGUUGUUUCUCUGAAUGAAUAGAGAAUAAAAAAGCUGCUCUUCA
Oryzias latipes (Japanese medaka) is the source of this 3019-nucleotide messenger RNA. RefSeq names its product phosphoinositide-3-kinase, regulatory subunit 6a (gene pik3r6a). Lineage: Eukaryota; Metazoa; Chordata; Actinopteri; Beloniformes; Adrianichthyidae. The record is from RefSeq and is a predicted model, not a curated record.